GCUCGGCUUUGCCGCGCUCCGUGCACUUGGGCGAGAGCUGUAGCGGAGAGAGGAGCUCAGAGUCUAGCGCAGCCACCGCGAUGAGAGGCGCUCGCGGCGCCUGGGAUCUGCUCUGCGUCCUGUUGGUCCUGCUCCGUGGCCAGACAGCAACUUCCCAGCCAUCUGCGAGUCCAGGGGAGCCGUCUCCACCAUCCAUCCAUCCAGCACAAUCUGAGUUAAUAACUGAUGCUGGCGACACCAUCAAGCUGACGUGCGUGGAUCCUGACUUCGUCAAAUGGACUUUCGAGAACUUGGAUGGAAUGAUUGAGAAUAAGCACAAGGAAUGGAUUCGGAAGAAUGCUGAGGUCUCUCACACGGGCAGAUACACAUGCAUCAACCGCAGCGGCCUCAGGAGCUCUAUUUAUGUGUUCGUAAGAGAUCCCGCUGUACUUUUCCUGGUUGACCCUUCCUUGUUUGGCAAAGAAGACAGUGACGCGCUGGUCCGAUGCCCUCUGACAGACCCACAGGUGUCCAAUUAUUCCCUCGCUGAGUGCGAUGGGAAAUCUCUCCCCACGGACCUGAUGUUUGUCCCAAACCCCAAGGCUGGCAUCACCAUCAAAAACGUGAAGCGUGCCUACCACCGGCUGUGUGUCCGGUGUACUGCCCAGCGUGAGGGCAAAUGGAUUCGGUCCGACAAAUUCACACUCAAAGUGAGAGCAGCCAUCAAGGCUAUCCCAGUUGUGUCCGUGUCCGAAACAAGUCAUCUCCUUAAGGAAGGGGACACAUUUACGGUGGUGUGCACCAUAAAAGAUGUGUCCACUUUCGUGGGCUCCAUGUGGAUUAAGGUGAACCCUCAGCCCCAGAGCAAAGCCCAGGUAAAGCGCAAUAGCUGGCACCGGGGCGACUUCAAUUACGAACGCCAGGAGACGCUGACGAUCAGCUCCGUAAGAGUUAACGAUUCUGGAGUGUUCAUGUGUUAUGCCAAUAAUACUUUUGGAUCAGCAAAUGUCACAACAACCUUGAAAGUAGUAGAAAAGGGAUUCAUCAACAUCCUCCCCGUGAAGAACACUACGGUAUUUGUAACCGAUGGAGAAAACGUAGAUUUGGUGGUUGAAUACCAGGCUUACCCUCAGCCUGAGCACCAGCAGUGGAUCUACAUGAAUAGGACCUCUACUAACAAAGGGGAGGCUUCCGUCAAAUCUGACAACAAAAGUAACAUCAGAUAUGUGAACGAACUUCACCUGACCAGAUUGAAAGGCACAGAAGGAGGCACUUACACCUUUCUGGUGUCCAACUCUGAUGUCAGUGCUUCCGUGACAUUUAAUGUUUAUGUGAACACAAAACCAGAAAUCCUGACGUAUGACAGGCUCACCAAUGGCCUGCUCCAGUGUGUGGCGGCGGGAUUCCCGGAGCCCACAAUAGAUUGGUAUUUUUGUACAGGGGCAGAGCAAAGGUGUACUGUUCCUGUCCCACCAGUGGACGUACAGAUCCAGAACGUAUCUGUGUCGCCAUUUGGAAAACUGGUGGUUCAGAGUUCCAUAGACUCCAGCGUCUUCCGGCACAACGGCACGGUGGAGUGUAAGGCCUCCAACGAUGUAGGCAGGAGUUCCGCCUUCUUUAACUUUGCAUUUAAAGGUAACAACAAAGAGCAAAUCCAGGCCCACACUCUGUUCACGCCGCUGCUCAUUGGCUUUGUGGUCACAGCUGGUGUAAUGGGGAUCUUCGUGAUGGUUCUCGCCUACAAAUAUUUGCAGAAACCCAUGUAUGAAGUACAAUGGAAGGUUGUCGAGGAGAUAAAUGGAAACAAUUAUGUUUACAUAGACCCGACACAGCUUCCUUAUGACCACAAAUGGGAGUUUCCCAGAAACAGGCUGAGUUUUGGAAAGACGUUGGGUGCCGGUGCCUUUGGGAAGGUCGUUGAAGCCACUGCGUAUGGCUUGAUUAAGUCGGAUGCUGCCAUGACGGUUGCUGUGAAGAUGCUCAAACCAAGUGCCCAUUUAACGGAAAGGGAGGCCCUUAUGUCAGAACUGAAGGUCCUGAGCUACCUGGGCAAUCACAUGAAUAUUGUGAACCUCCUUGGAGCCUGCACCGUGGGAGGGCCCACCCUGGUCAUUACAGAAUAUUGUUGCUAUGGUGAUCUUUUGAAUUUUUUGAGACGAAAACGUGAUUCGUUUAUUUUCUCAAAGCAUGAAGAACAGGCAGAAGCGGCACUUUAUAAGAACCUUCUGCAUUCAAAGGAGUCUUCCUGUGACAGUUCAAAUGAGUAUAUGGACAUGAAGCCUGGAGUCUCCUAUGUGGUGCCAACCAAGACGGACAAGCGGAGAUCCACAAGAAUAGACUCAUACAUAGAAAGAGACGUGACUCCUGCCAUCAUGGAAGAUGAUGAGCUGGCUCUGGACCUGGAAGAUUUGCUGAGCUUUUCCUACCAGGUGGCCAAGGGCAUGGCGUUCCUCGCCUCCAAGAACUGUAUUCACAGAGACUUGGCAGCCAGGAAUAUCCUCCUGACUCACGGGCGGAUCACAAAGAUUUGCGAUUUCGGUCUAGCCAGAGACAUCAGGAAUGAUUCAAAUUACGUGGUCAAAGGAAAUGCACGACUGCCUGUGAAGUGGAUGGCACCAGAAAGCAUUUUCAACUGCGUGUACACAUUUGAAAGUGAUGUCUGGUCCUAUGGGAUUUUCCUCUGGGAGCUAUUCUCUUUAGGAAGCAGCCCCUACCCAGGGAUGCAGGUGGAUUCCAAGUUUUACAAGAUGAUCAAGGAAGGCUUCCGGAUGCUCAGCCCAGAGCAUGCGCCCGCCGAAAUGUAUGACGUCAUGAAGACUUGCUGGGACGCUGACCCCCUGAAAAGGCCGACAUUCAAGCAGGUUGUUCAGCUCAUUGAGAAGCAGAUCUCAGACAGCACCAAGCAUAUUUACUCCAACUUAGCAAACUGCAACCCCAACCCAGAGAACCCCGUGGUGGUGGACCAUUCCGUGAGGGUCAACUCUGUCGGCAGCAGCGCCUCUUCCACACAGCCUCUGCUCGUACACCAAGAUGCCUGAGCAGAAACCGAGUCCAAUAGGCUUUGCUGCUGUCUCGCCCCGGUUCUUCUGGCUUCUAUGAUGGUUAUUUUGUUUUCCUUUGACUUGCAUACUACCCCCCCCAGGGUAGUGGGUUCCUCACUGCACCCCACCCCCACCCCACUGUGAUUCAGCCUUUAUGAGCACACUUUAGUGGCUGAUGACCUUUCCUUUUUGCUAUCAGCCACCGUCCCACUGCGAAGGUCCGAACUCUGUGUAUAUACAUUCCCAAUAGCAAAGUAGCUCCUACUGUAAACAGAAGGACUCCUGCUUUAGAGGAGGAAGGGUAGAGUGGAACAGGAUGCCCAGAGUUCCUCCCGGGGCUCCUCUAAGGGUGUUUGGAAAGUAUGGCCAGUAGUUAAUUUGAAGAAUAGAAGUAGUCCCAUUGGCCCUGAGAGCCUUCCAUAAGGAUGGGAGAUGUAUGUAGCAAGACUAGAAAGGGAAUCCCAAGCCCUUUGUGUGGAAAGCAGACCAUUAUUAGAACAGAGGGCGCGUGCGCACAUCUGGGCGUCAGAAGUCUGGUCACACUGAGAAGACCGAGGCUGUGAAGGAACCAGCCCUGGAGGCAUAAACAAAGAUGCUCUGCUCUGGGCUGGCCCUCGCGCACGCACGCACACAUGCAUGCGGGCUUUUGUACAACUGACCUGGUUUUUAAAUAGUUUGCUGUCAGGGAGUAGAAUUGGAGACAAGGCCUCCUCCCUAGCCAGCAUUUGUAUAUAUUCAUCUAUACGUUGUAUGUGUUCAUACUUUGGAGGAGGGAUUUCCCACAAGCUUUAGUUUCUGUGUACAGCCCUGGCAUCAGGUCUGCUGUGUGUAAGAAUAGAUUAAGAGCCAUACAGAUUUGAAGGAAAACAGUUAAUGUUUUUGUUUUUGUUUUU
Messenger RNA from Apodemus sylvaticus (European woodmouse), 3913 nucleotides. It is a transcript of the gene Kit, whose product is annotated as KIT proto-oncogene, receptor tyrosine kinase. NCBI's taxonomy places the organism in Eukaryota, Metazoa, Chordata, Mammalia, Rodentia, Muridae. The record is from RefSeq and is a predicted model, not a curated record. Gene Ontology annotation, biological process: Fc receptor signaling pathway; positive regulation of receptor signaling pathway via JAK-STAT; Kit signaling pathway. The transcript has 21 exons. Gene Ontology annotation, cellular component: signaling receptor complex. Gene Ontology annotation, molecular function: transmembrane receptor protein tyrosine kinase activity; cytokine binding; ATP binding. The coding region runs from base 81 to 3017 and encodes 978 amino acids.